AUGUCUCUUCUCUUCGAUCCUGACAAUAAGCCCAGGCUGGUUUUAACGGCCUUGUGGAACGCAGCACACGAAAAGGGUGCGGGCGAACCAGAAGCUUUAUCAUUCUGGCAGCACUUACUUGCGAAGCAUGAGUUCCAGGAAGACUACUUCAUCAUUGACGCCGAACUCAGACCUGAACCGGGAAGCCGUCGCCGCGUCGACCGUGGUAUUCGGUAUAUGACCACAAACCACCAGCUCGUGGUGCUCACCUUUAUCGAAGCGAAAGGCCUUGCCUCAGAUGGUGCAAAAAAGGAAGCUGAGAGACAGGCUCUUCAGGACUGCAAGGACUAUAUCCGAAGCCAUUCAUGGCAGGAUCAGAUAUAUGCACUAACUAUACUGAGGACAGCAGCAAAGGCAUGGAUAUAUAAUUCGGAAGGAUUUAAUCCCUUGCAUGAUGAUCACUAUAUUGAAGCGAAUUCUAGUGAGGGCAAGCAACUCAGAAAAGCUUUUGAGAGAAUGAAGUCGUUUCCCCCAGCGAAGAUUGCUGGCGCUCCAGACCUCCAUGUUGCAGCUCGACCAACCUUCCCACAGCCGACAACUUCCAGCACAAGCUACGCUAACCCCAUUUUCCCACGAAAUGAGACAUCCAACGCUUACAGACAAACCACGACAACCGCGUAUGGAAAUCCGGUCUCCUUUGGGGCCCCAACACCUCAGGCCUAUGGAUAUAGCCCUCAUCAAGCAACUACAAGUGAAAGCGUAAAGCCCUGGGAAGGAUUCUCACACGUUGUUGCAAAAAAAAACAAGACGCCGGGAAAAAAUGGAAUUCUUUAUAAGGCACAAGGAGUUUGGGUCGAAGCCAAUGACUGUCGGUCUGGUGAAGAGGACGGUAAAAGGGUGAUCUACUCCAAAGAAAAGAGAAUAUGGGCAUUUGUUGAUGAAGUAAACAAGUAUCGAGAUAGGUGA
Molecule: messenger RNA, 945 nt
Organism: Exophiala spinifera
Lineage: Eukaryota; Fungi; Ascomycota; Eurotiomycetes; Chaetothyriales; Herpotrichiellaceae
Exons: 1
Coding region: 1-945 (314 amino acids)
Source: RefSeq, a predicted model, not a curated record